Acanthopagrus latus (yellowfin seabream) is the source of this 1457-nucleotide messenger RNA. It is a transcript of the gene spi1a, whose product is annotated as Spi-1 proto-oncogene a. Lineage: Eukaryota; Metazoa; Chordata; Actinopteri; Spariformes; Sparidae. Gene Ontology annotation, biological process: regulation of transcription by RNA polymerase II; cell differentiation. Gene Ontology annotation, molecular function: DNA-binding transcription factor activity, RNA polymerase II-specific; sequence-specific DNA binding. The transcript has 5 exons. Gene Ontology annotation, cellular component: nucleus. The coding region runs from base 143 to 925 and encodes 260 amino acids. The record is from RefSeq and is a predicted model, not a curated record.
GUAUAGGGUCCAGCUUUCAGUUCCCAUUUGUCUGGUGAAGUCAGUGCACGGCGACAUUGCGUAUGUCUCUGUGAAGCAAUAAGAAAAAGUUAACAUUCAUCACAAGCUCCAAGGACCAAGAGUCUCAUGCUGCCUUGUUUACAUGAUGGACGGAUAUGUCAUAUCACCUGCUUCAGAGGAAAUCCUUCCAAAUGAACCUGAGGAUUACCGACCCCCUGCAGAGCUGUACCCUUACCUCACUAAUGCGGGGGAGAUUUAUGAAGACCAGAGGUGGACCUACCACCCUGACCGCGUCCAGCAAACAGACUUUGACAAUUCUCCAGUGAAUCAUCUCACAGAGCUUCAGUCUGUAUCUCCUCAACAACUGAUCCCACCCUACCGCUACAGCAGUGAGCCUCUGCCCCUUCACCUGGAUCCACCGCUCGGACCUCUCUCUGUGUCACCACAGAUCCCAUAUUACACCCAAUCCCUGGUUUACCAGUACCAGCCUUCUGCCUCACCUGGCCAUUACUACUCAGAAGAGGAACAGCGAGGAAUGAGUCCCCCGCUUGAGGUAUCAGAUGGGGACGAUGAAUUUGAAGACCACAAUCACUCCUCCUUCAGGAAAGACACUAGCAACAAGAAGAAAAUCCGCUUGUACCAGUUCCUCCUGGACUUGCUCAGAAAUGGUGACAUGAGUGACAGUAUCUGGUGGGUGGACCAGGACAAGGGCAUCUUUCAAUUCUCCACAAAAUACAAAGAAGUUCUGGCCAGCCACUGGGGUACUCAGAAAGGAAACCGCAAAAAAAUGACCUACCAAAAAAUGGCUCGAGCUCUGAGGAACUAUGGUAAAACUGGAGAGAUUAAAAAAGUAAAGAAGAAGUUAACCUACCAGUUCAGUGAGGCAGUGCUGAGGAACAUCUACAUACGCCAGUAUCCUCACUGAUGAGGGAGCAAAUGCUGUCUUUGAUUACGCUGAAAUCACUAAACUAGCCAAGAUUGUGUUUUGCCUGUUUGCUAUGUACUUAGUUUUUCUACCAAGUUUUCCUACCUAUUUAUUUGUGAUGCACAUCCUCUAUUGCUUCCAUAUGAAUUGCUUUAUUACAUACUCAAAUUAAGUUUCUGCUUUUGUGUCUGCAAAGAUUAAAGGAUAAUGACACAUCAGGGAAAGUAAAAAAAAUACAUAUUUUUUGUCUAGAAUGUGUAAAUAAAUAUUAUGUUCUAUUGUUUUUGUCAAAUUACUCAAAUAAACUGAAUUCUCCUUUAAAAAUGCACAUAACAUUUCAGAGCAUGGUGUAGCCUAUUUCUAAAUUGGGCAACAUGGUUGAUAAUUAUCUUAUUGAGGGCAAGCUGAAUAAUGAUAAGUCAAUUGAAAGAAAAUUAAUAACCAACAUCUGUUGUGUCCUGCUUCUGAAAUAUCUGCAUUUGCUGCUUUUCUUGGUCAUUUAUGACAGUAAAUAAAGAGUCUUUGGAUUUAA